This is a messenger RNA of Clunio marinus, 3550 nucleotides long. The record is from the annotation of a GenBank genome assembly. NCBI's taxonomy places the organism in Eukaryota, Metazoa, Arthropoda, Insecta, Diptera, Chironomidae.
UCAAGAUAAAGUGAAUAAAUUAUAAUAACAUAAUGUUAACCAACUUUGAGACCAAGUCCGCUCGAGUAAAAGGACUCUCAUUUCAUCCAAAACGACCAUGGAUACUAGCAAGUUUGCACACCGGAGUUAUUCAACUUUGGGAUUAUCGUAUCAGCACAUUAUUGGAGAAGUUUGAUGAACAUGAUGGUCCUGUUAGAGGUAUAAAUUUCCAUGCUAAUCAACCACUUUUUGUUUCGGGUGGUGACGACUUCAAAAUUAAAGUGUGGAACUAUAAACAAAAGCGAUGCAUUUUCACACUGCUUGGGCAUUUGGAUUAUGUUCGAACGACAGUAUUUCAUCAUGAAUAUCCUUGGGUGUUGAGCGCCUCCGAUGAUCAGACAAUCCGCAUUUGGAACUGGCAAUCGCGAACAUGUAUCUGUGUUUUAACUGGCCACAAUCACUAUGUCAUGUGUGCCCAAUUUCAUCCCAGUGAAGACACAAUUGUUUCUGCUUCACUUGAUCAAACUGUCAGAAUUUGGGACUUCUCAGGUCUUCGAAAGAAAAGCGUCGCACCAGGCCCUGGAGGACUCGACGAACAUCUUAAAAAUCCAUCAGCAACUGAUCUUUUCGGGCAAGCAGAUGCAAUAGUGAAACACGUUCUUGAAGGACAUGACCGCGGUGUUAAUUGGGCUCAUUUCCAUCCAAAUCUACCUUUGGUGGUUUCAGGCGCUGAUGACCGUCAAAUAAAAUUAUGGCGAAUGAAUGAAUACAAAGCAUGGGAAGUUGACACUUGUCGUGGACAUUACAACAACGUUUCAUGUGUCUUGUUCCAUCCACGUCAAGAAUUAAUCAUUUCAAACAGUGAAGAUAAAUCAAUUCGAGUUUGGGACAUGACAAAACGUCAAUGUUUGCAUACAUUCCGUCGUGAACAUGAAAGAUUUUGGAUUCUUGCUGCACAUCCAUCGUUGAAUCUCUUCGCUGCUGGUCAUGAUUCCGGAAUGAUUGUUUUCAAACUUGAACGAGAACGACCAGCUUAUGCUGUUCAUGGAAAUAUUCUCUAUUAUAUCAAAGAGAGAUUCUUAAGAAAAUUGGACUUUACGACAACAAAAGAUUCAGUUGUCAUGCAGAUUCGUGGGGGUGGAAAGACGCCCGUCUUCAGUAUGUCUUAUAAUCCCGCUUUAAAUGCAAUUCUUUUAUGUACACGAACAAGUAACAUGGAAAAUUCAACUUACGACUUGUACAGCAUUCCAAAAGAUUCCGAAACAAAUUCUGAAUCAGAUUCGAAACGUUCAUCAGGAAUUACAGCGUUGUGGGUGGCAAGAAAUCGUUUUGCAGUUCUUGAUCGUUCCGGGCAACUUGUAGUGAAGAAUUUCAAGAAUGAAGUCACGAAAAAGAUUCAAACAUCACAAUCUUGUGAUGAAAUCUUUUAUGCUGGUACUGGAAUGCUUUUACUUCGUGAACCAGACCAUGUGACAUUGUUUGAUGUUCAACAAUUGCGUAAUUUAGCUCAAGUAAAGAUUUCAAAAUGCAAAUACGUUGUUUGGUCAGCUGACAUGUCACACGUUGCACUUCUUGCUAAACACACAAUUAACAUUUGUAAUCGACGAUUGGAAUCAUUGUGUACAAUUCAAGAAAGCACACGAGUGAAGUCAGGAGCGUGGGAUGAUUCAGGUGUCUUCAUUUACACAACAAGUAAUCACAUUAAAUAUGCGAUUUUAAACGGCGAUCAUGGAAUUAUCAGAACAUUAGAAUUGCCGAUUUACAUAACAAGAGUGAAAGGCGCUCAAGUCUUUUGUCUUGAUCGUGAAUGUCGUACACGAGUCUUAAACAUUGACACAACUGAAUACAAAUUUAAACUCGCGUUGAUUAAUCGGAAAUAUGAAGAAGUUCUUCAUAUGGUUCGCAAUGCACGUCUUGUUGGUCAAAGCAUCAUUGCAUAUUUGCAACAGAAAGGAUAUCCAGAAGUUGCACUUCAUUUUGUGAAAGAUGAAAAGACUCGCUUUGGACUUGCACUUGAAUGUGGAAAUAUUGAAGUUGCACUUGAAGCUGCUAAAAGUUUAGAUGACAAAGAUUGUUGGGAUCGUUUAGGACAAGCAGCGUUGAUGCAAGGCAAUCAUCAAGUAGUUGAAAUGUGCUAUCAAAGAACAAAAAGCUUUGAUAAACUUUCAUUCUUGUAUCUCAUCACUGGCAAUCUCGAGAAGUUGAAGAAAAUGAAUAAAAUUGCUGAGAUUAGAAAAGAUGGUCAACAAAUGUCGAGACAAGCUGGCACAGUUUCAAAAGCACUCGCAUCUGAAGUUUUGGAUAAUGAUGUCGACGAUGGUUGGGGUGCUGAUGCUGACUUGAAGUUAGACGACGAUGAAGAUGAAGAUGAAAUGAAAGAUGCUAUUGGAACCCCUGACAUUGGUGAGGGUGCUGGUUGGGAUGUUGGAGACGAUGACAUUGAACUUCCCGAAGAAUUAGCAAACAAAAUUUCACAAGAAGCAAAAGAUGGAAAUUUCUUUGUUGCACCAACGAAAGGCGUUCCACAAACACAAAUUUGGACGAAUGGAAGUUUACUUGCGGCUGAUCAUAUUCGAGCUGGCGCUUUUGAAUCUGCUUUUAAAGUUCUCAAUGAUCAAGUCGGCGUUGUCAACUUUGAACCUUACAAGAAACUUUUCAGUUUUCUUUAUGUUGGUGCUCGAACUUCUUACGCUUGUUUACCGAAUUUACCAUCGAAAUUCACACAUCCUCAUCGUAAUUGGAAAGAUGCUGGUCAGAAAAAUGGACAUCCAACAGUUGGUGUGAAGCUGAAUGAUUUAGUUGCUUUGCUUCAGAGUUGCUAUCAACUAACAACAGUUGGAAAGUUCACUGAAGCCAUUGAGAAGUUCCAAUACAUUGUGUUAAACAUCCCACUGCUUGUUGUUGAGAGUCGUCAAGAAAUAGCAGAAGCACAACAACUUAUGAAUAUUUGUCGUGAAUAUGUUGUGGGAUUACAAAUGGAGACACAUCGAAAGACUUUACCCAAGAACACAUUGGAGGAGCAGAAGAGACUUUGUGAAUUAGCUGCUUACUUUACACAUUGCAGUUUCCAACCAGUUCAUCAAAUUCUCACACUUCGAACAGCUUUGAAUAUGUUCUUUAAGAUGAAAAAUUAUAAAACGGCGGCUUCAUUCGCCAGACGUUUACUUGAAUUAGGACCGAGAAAUGACACAGCACAACAAGCGAGAAAAAUGUUGCAAGCAUGUGAAGCUCAACCGACAGAUGAACAUCAAUUGCAAUAUGAUGAACAUAAUCCAUUCAGCUUAUGUGCCAUCACUUAUAAACCAAUUUACCGAGGAAAACCUGAAGAGAAAUGUCCACUUUGUGGUGCUUCGUACAUGCCUGACUACAAAGGAUUUAAAUGUGAAGUUUGUGGCGUUGCUGAGAUUGGAAAAGAUGUUCUCGGGUUAAAAGUUUCUCCGCUGCAAUUCCGCUAAAUUUAAGUAAUUUUUAAUUGUCAUUUAUGCUUUCCUUUUGAUUUGUAUUGAAUAUCAUUAAAUUUAUGACAGAAUUAAAUAAAGUAUGAUUCAUGUCGUAUUUCCAAGUUAAUUGA